AUGGCUUCCUCUUCCUCCUCAUCUUCCGCCUCUUCCUCCGCCACCCAUCACACCACCGCCUCUGCGUCCGUCAUCAAUGCCUCUACUGGUGAAGCAAAAGUUGUUAUUGAGUACCCUUUGGAGAUACAGUCGUCGGAGAACGUCCCUGUCAUCAGUGACAGCCCCCAUUUACCUCUCCCUUUUCCACAGCCACAACCCACGCCAGAACAUGCAUUGUAUGCUCAUCUCUACCAGCUUCCAUGCCUUGAUAGGCCCAUCUUUUUCCGCGCUUUAACCCUGGCGCUACUAUUAACUCUUAUCACUUGUAUAUUCUGGUUUUUUAUUUGGUGUGUAGUCCAACCAAGUACUCCUCAACUUGAAGUCUCCUCCGGCGAGCUUUCCAAAGUUUCAAUCUUCAAUAACACAGCUACAGCCUCGUGCAAAUUGAGCCUCACUCUUACCAAUCCCAACCACCACUUGACCGCUAUAUAUAAUCAAAUGGAAAUAACCCUUCUCUAUAUAUCCUCCCAGCGUGUACAGCUUUCUAAAGACUGUUUGCCUCCCAUGAUUCAACCCAGGAAGAAUGAGACUGUGCUAAACACUGAUCUCGGCUUCUAUGAUCUGGAUCUUGGAAAGGAUGUGGGCCUGGCCCUGAAAGAGGAUCUGCAUCAAGGAACUUUCACUCUUGGGGUUAAGGUUCUUGCACUGGUGAAUUUCCAGAAUGGAAAGUGGAAAACCAAGGAUCAAUUGAUGAAAGCAUUCUGCGGAGGCAUCAUAUUGGUUUCUCUCCCUAAUAACUACUCGAGAAUUCUUCAGGAUCCCAAUCGGCAUUGUGCCGUUUAUCUCUUUUAA
Messenger RNA from Fraxinus pennsylvanica, 831 nucleotides. The record is from the annotation of a GenBank genome assembly. Lineage: Eukaryota; Viridiplantae; Streptophyta; Magnoliopsida; Lamiales; Oleaceae.